AUGGACUCACUCCACAGUCUGCACUUGAAGGAACUUGAACCCCAUCUUUUCUGUGUAACCGUCUCCAUCUGAAGGAGGGGAAUCCAGAAAUCCUCUCGAAAAAUAGAUAAACUAUAAAGAAUGGCAACGAUUUGAGAGAACUGUAGGGUUUACUCGCGAAUAUUAACUGAGAGAGUUUUCACUUUGCAGGAGACGCCAACGUUGAUCUACUCUACCAACUUCAACAGGAAAUACCAAUUAGGAGAUAAUUCUACAAGGCUGAAUUCAUGUAACUCCUUUGUCUGGGCCUCUAAGUGUGACAAUGUGUGUGAGAGGUGUCCAAAGUUUUCGCUUCUCGAAUCGGUCAGAUUAAGAUGGAGCUCGGCCGGAUUUCGAAGGGGUGAUAAAAUAUUGAAGAGAAGAUUCGAGGAGAUCUGGAAUUUCGAUAAAUGAAGCUUUCCGAAGUCUUGCGCUGUGGGAUUGACGAAGCUUAGUAAUGCCUUUCCUGAGAAUCUGCCGGAGAGUGAAAUUCGAGAUUGGAUGUGGGAGGAUAGUGGGUUUGAUACUUUUUGGGGAGAAAAUAGAGGAUUCUGCAGCCAUUUCCUGUUUGUUUUUGGAAUGGAUCGGCAGCUGAGUAUCUAUAGAGACUUUCCUGGUCUUUAACCCUUAGAACCGCUCUCAUUGUAUCUUAUUUGUCUCUUUUUUCCAUUUAUUUUUUAUUUUUUGGUUGGGGAGAGGGGUUGUCUGGUGUUUUGCAGUGUGAGGCUGUAUUAGAGUUCCUGUAUAUUUUUUGGCAUUUGUAAGGUCGGAGCCAAAACAUUGUUGGUUAAUGUUCCGAGUUCUGAGGUGAUAAUAUGUAAUAGAGGAGUUGACCUUCGAACAAUUGAACGUGGGAUGGCAGGGGAAACAAAAGAAACACGGUCAUUGGCCAUGACCCCAACAUGGUCUGUGGCCACUGUGUUGACCAUCUUUGUUGCUAUUUCGCUGAUUGUGGAGCGCUCCAUUCACCGCUUAAGUCAUUGGUUGCAGAAAACUAAUCGGAAACCUCUAUAUGAAGCUGUAGAGAAAAUGAAAGAUGAGUUGAUGCUGCUGGGUUUUAUAUCUCUUCUUCUUACUGCUACCUCGAGCACGAUUUCAAAUAUUUGCAUUGAAACAAAGUUCUUUGACAGUAAAUUCUAUCCAUGCUCCGUCUCUGAUGUGGAAGAUUCUGCAGUUGAGAACAGUUCUAUCCAUGGUCGUAAACUAUAUUUGGGUUCUGUUCAUCACUCAUUUAGGCGGCUGCUGAUCAGCUUGAAUCAGAAUACCUGUACAAAGGGUCAUGAGCCAUUUGUUUCAUAUGAAGGCUUGGAGCAGCUGCAUCGCUUCAUCUUUGUGAUGGCAAUAACACAUGUAUCUUACAGCUGCUUAACUAUGUUGCUGGCAAUUGUAAAGAUCCAUUCUUGGAGGGAGUGGGAAGAUGAGGCAAAUAUGGACCGGCAUGCUUCAUUAACUGGAACUGCAAGAGGGUCUAUGAUACAGAGGCAAGCUACAUUUGUGAAGUUUCAUACAUCAAAUCCAUGGGGAAGGAAUAGUUUUCUUGUUUGGGUGAUUUGUUUCUUCCGGCAAUUUGGACGUUCAGUGGUUCGUUCCGACUACCUUACACUCCGCAUGGGCUUCAUCAUGAACCACAACCUUACGGUGAAAUAUGAUUUCCACAGCUAUAUGGUUCGCUCUAUGGAAGAAGAGUUCCGAAGCAUAGUUGGUGUGAGUGCACCACUGUGGGGAUUUGUUGUUGCUUUCAUGCUGUUUAACGUGAAAGGGUCUAACCUUUAUUUCUGGAUAGCCAUCAUUCCUAUUACUCUUGUGCUUCUGGUGGGAACAAAGCUGCAACAUGUUAUUGCGACUUUGACGUUGGAGAAUGCUGGCAUAAAUGGUUUCUUCACAGGAACAAAGUUAAGACCUCGAGACGAUCUUUUCUGGUUUAAGAAACCAGAAUUAUUACUGUCCUUGAUACAUUUUAUUCUUUUUCAGAACUCAUUUGAGCUUGCAUCCUUUUUCUGGUUCUGGUUGGUCCUCAAGAAUCUUCCUGUUAACCUUGCAUAUUCGAUGCUUCAAUGUACUUCAACUCAUUUCAAGACUCGAUACUUUGAGUGGCAGUUCGGGUAUGAUUCAUGCUUUAUUAGGAAUCACUUUCUGGUGUAUGCUCGACUGAUUUUGGGGUUUGCUGGACAGUUCCUUUGCAGUUACAGCACCUUGCCACUCUAUGCAUUGGUAACUCAGAUGGGUACAAACUACAAGGCGGCCUUGAUCCCACAAAGAAUUAGGGAGACGAUCCACGGUUGGGGGAAGGCAACAAGGAGGAAGAGACGGUAUGGACAUAUAGAUGAUUCAACCAUACACACAGAUACAAGCACAGUGCACUCCAUAGAGGAAGAUGAUGCCACUAGUGAGUACACUGAAAUUGAGUUGCGACCUGUGUCAACUACUACAGCUAGUCCCUCAGCACUUACUAAUGAGACUUCGAGUCGGGUUGGUACGCCUCUCCUUAGGGCAUCAACUUCUCUUUCAUCCUCAACUUCAUUCAGUCUUCACCAAGGCAGAGCUCUUAGGUCCACUUCAAUGCCACUCAGAAGAGGAUGAAGAAUGGCCAUCCAUCUUGAAUAUAUAGAGCUUAGUCCAUAGAUGUACCAAAGAAUUGAUGUAGAAGCUUUGGUUAGGUGCUUUACAAGAGGAAUAAUGUUAUGCUAAUUCAAGUUUGUAUAGAAGAAAAUGUGGUAUGGGCAUUCUUUGUAAUCUUAUGACAGGUGGAAAUCUAAGGACAAAAAAGGUUAUCAUACUGCCCAAAAUGCAUGUAGCUGCAUAUUUUGGACACACCA
Macadamia integrifolia is the source of this 2834-nucleotide messenger RNA. RefSeq names its product MLO-like protein 11. Gene Ontology annotation, biological process: defense response. Gene Ontology annotation, cellular component: membrane. The coding region runs from base 874 to 2598 and encodes 574 amino acids. The transcript is spliced from 16 exons. The record is from RefSeq and is a predicted model, not a curated record. Lineage: Eukaryota; Viridiplantae; Streptophyta; Magnoliopsida; Proteales; Proteaceae.